AUGGGGUGGCACACUCAAAGUCUGAAAGAGGAAAUCAAUGCCCAGGCCUGCUUUAUUCUCAUGCGAUUGGUGGCAGGUGCUGGCUAUCUGCCAGAAAACAGUGUAUCCCGACACAGAAGGAAUCAUUCACAGCAUAUCUUGAAGGAUAUCAUUCCUCCAUUGGAACAACUGAUGGUUGAAAAAGAAGGUUAUCUUCAAAAAGCUAAAAUUGCAGAUGGAGGAAAGAAACUAAGGAAAAACUGGUCUACUUCCUGGAUUGUGCUUUCUAGUAGAAAAAUUGAAUUUUACAAAGAAUCCAAACAACAGGCUCUGUCCAAUACGAAAACUGGGCACAAAGCAGAAAGUGUGGAUUUGUAUGGGGCACAUAUAGAAUGGGCCAAGGAAAAAUCAAGCAGAAAGAAUGUCUUUCAGAUCACAACAGUAUCUGGAAAUGAAUUCCUUCUCCAGUCCGAUAUUGACUUCAUUAUAUUGGAUUGGUUCCAUGCUAUCAAAAAUGCAAUCGACAGAUUGCCAAAGGAUUCAAGUUGUUCGUCAAGAAACCUGGAAUUAUUCAAAAUCCAAAGAUCCUCAAGUACUGAAUUGCUAAGUCACUAUGAUAGUGAUAUUAAAGAACAGAAACCAGAGCACAGAAAAUCUUUAAUGUUCAGACUGCAUCAUAGUGCUUCUGAUACAAGUGACAGAAACCGAGUUAAAAGCAGAUUAAAGAAGUUCAUUACCCGGAGACCUUCCCUGAAAACUCUGCAAGAGAAAGGACUUAUUAAAGAUCAAAUUUUUGGCUCUCAUCUGCACACAGUGUGUGAACGUGAAAAUUCCACAGUUCCAUGGUUUGUAAAGCAAUGCAUUGAAGCUGUCGAAAAAAGAGGCCUAGAUGUUGAUGGAAUAUAUCGAGUUAGUGGCAAUCUGGCAACAAUACAGAAGUUAAGAUUUAUUGUCAACCAAGAAGAGAAGCUGAAUUUGGACGACAGCCAGUGGGAGGACAUCCACGUUGUCACCGGAGCACUGAAGAUGUUUUUCCGGGAGCUGCCUGAGCCUCUCUUCCCUUACAGUUUCUUUGAGCGGUUUGUGGAAGCAAUCAAAAAGCAAGACAAUAACACAAGAAUUGAAACCAUAAAGUCUCUUGUACAAAAACUCCCUCCACCAAAUCGUGACACCAUGAAAGUUCUCUUUGGACAUCUAACUAAGAUAGUGGCCAGAGCCUCCAAGAACCUGAUGUCCACACAAAGCUUAGGGAUUGUAUUUGGACCCACCCUUCUGCGAGCUGAAAAUGAAACAGGGAACAUGGCGGUUCACAUGGUCUACCAGAACCAGAUCGCUGAGCUCAUGCUGAGCGAGUACAGUAAGAUCUUCGGCUCAGAAGACUGACAGACAAGACAAGUACUGAAUAUGUUCACAUCUGUCUCGAUGCCUAAUAUUUUUACAUUUCUGUAAACAUAUUUCUGAAAUAUUUUUUUCCUUUCAAGUGACAGAUGCCUCGUUUUGUGAAAACUUAAUGAUGAUUUUGUGUUUAAGUUCCAAACAUUUGAAUAAAAUAAUUGACAAUA
Nycticebus coucang (slow loris) is the source of this 1541-nucleotide messenger RNA. It is a transcript of the gene ARHGAP15, whose product is annotated as Rho GTPase activating protein 15. The transcript has 13 exons. Lineage: Eukaryota; Metazoa; Chordata; Mammalia; Primates; Lorisidae. Bases 1 to 1362 code for a protein of 453 amino acids. Gene Ontology annotation, cellular component: cytoplasm. The record is from RefSeq and is a predicted model, not a curated record. Gene Ontology annotation, biological process: regulation of GTPase activity; signal transduction.